This is a messenger RNA of Emiliania huxleyi CCMP1516, 198 nucleotides long. RefSeq lists its product as hypothetical. The transcript has a single exon. The record is from RefSeq and is a predicted model, not a curated record. The annotation marks the transcript as partial. Gene Ontology annotation, molecular function: calcium ion binding. Lineage: Eukaryota; Haptophyta; Isochrysidales; Noelaerhabdaceae.
AUGUUUGACGAGGUCGACACGGGGGAGGAUCGGCGCGUGUCCAUCGACGAGUUUCGUGCGGCGCUGCCCAAGCUCAAGGCAUGGGGCGUCGAAGUGACCGAUCCGGAGGCGGAGUUUGCUCGAGCCGACGCAGACGGAGCCGGCUUGAUCCUCUUUGCCGAGUUUGCGGACUGGGCGCUGACAAGAGGACUCGAGGCU